Cokeromyces recurvatus is the source of this 1625-nucleotide messenger RNA. RefSeq names its product permease family-domain-containing protein. Gene Ontology annotation, biological process: xanthine transport; transmembrane transport. The transcript is spliced from 7 exons. The coding region runs from base 81 to 1535 and encodes 484 amino acids. Gene Ontology annotation, cellular component: membrane. The record is from RefSeq and is a predicted model, not a curated record. NCBI's taxonomy places the organism in Eukaryota, Fungi, Mucoromycota, Mucoromycetes, Mucorales, Mucoraceae. Gene Ontology annotation, molecular function: xanthine transmembrane transporter activity.
CCUUAGUAAAAAAAAAAAAAAAACCAAAAAAAACCAACAAAACAAAACAAAAAGCAAAAAAGCAAAAAGCAGAAAAAAAAAUGGAAGAAAAAUAUAGCGAUAAUUCAAUUGAUCCUACUUUAGCAGAAAGCUAUAGUCGCCCAUGUUCAACAAGUUUAGCUACAGGUCACAAGUUCUUUUCUAAAGAGACAUUUCUCCAUUAUUUUCCUAGAUAUAAAUUAAAAAGAUCAGGUGUUAUUUAUAUUGAUGAACGACCGCCUGUAUUUCAGUGUCUUUUAAUGGGUGUUCAGCAUGUUUUAGCCAUGUUUGGUUCAACUGUUCUCGCUCCUCUCAUGAUGGGUUUUGAUACAAAUACUGCUUUAUUCUUUUCUGGUAUUGGAACUAUUAUUUUCUACAUUAUGACGGGUGGAAGAGUUCCUUCUUAUGUUGGAUCCUCUUUUGGUUUUAUUGGUGUUGUUGUAUCAGCUACGGGUUAUAAAUAUACACCAGGUGCAUCUGAAAAUGCACACGUUGAUAUAGCUGCAGGUGGUAUCCUUAUUUGUGGUCUCGUUUAUGGUUGCAUUGGACUUAUUAUUUAUGUUGCUGGCUAUGGCUGGAUUGAACAUGUGAUGCCUCCAGUUGUUACUGGCACAGUUGUAAUGACAAUUGGUAUCCAUUUAUCUACUUCAGCUUUUCAAAAUGCAACACAAACUUCAUUUGACGGUUGGAUGGCUUUUACGACAGUCAUGUUAAUUUCAUUAGUAAGCAUUUAUGCACCAGGCAUGUUGAAACGUAUUCCAAUUUUGAUUGGUAUGGUGAUUGGUUAUCUUAUUUAUUUUGGUGUGGGCUAUUCAGGUCAUGGUCCCUCUAUUGAUUACACAGGGGUCUACGAUGCUUCUUGGUUUGCUGCUCCCAAGUUUGUUAAACCACGUUUUGAGGGACAAGCGAUCAGUAUCAUCGUACCUGUUUGUGUUGUCUUAUUAGCGGAGAAUUUAGGUCAUAUUAAAGCUGUAGGUGCCAUGGCUGGAAAGCCUCUUGAUAAGUAUUUGGCUCGUGCUGUUUUAGGGGAUGCUAUUGCAACUAUUGUAUCUUCUUCUGGUGGUGGACCUGGUACAACUACUUAUUCAGAAAAUAUUGGCGUUAUGGCUGUUACACAAAUUUUCUCUACUUUGAUUUUUUUAAUUGCAGCAGUCAUUGCUAUUUUCUUGGGUUUCAUUCAAAAGUUUGGUGCAGCCAUUCAUACAAUCCCUGAUGGUGUCUUUGGUGGCUUAUCUAUCAUUUUAUUCGGUUUAAUUACUGUUUCUGGUGCAAGAAUCUGGGUUGAGAAUGAAGUUGACUUUAAGGAUUCAAGAAAUAUGUUGGUAGCUGGUAUUCCUGUCAUUAUAGGUGCUGCCAUGCAAACUACUUUGAAAUGGGGUAAUUUCCAAUUAGAUGGUAUUGGUCUUCCAACUUACUCUGCUAUUAUUUUAUAUCAAAUUUUACGUGGUUGGGAUGGUAUCAAAUCUCUAUUAAGAAAGAAUAUUUUACGUUCAAAAGAAAAUGCUGAAACUGUUUAGUUUUUUAUAUAUUUAUAUAUCUUGUAUAAUAUCUUUAACAUGUAAUACUAUUUUAGAAUGUGUGUAGAUACAUAAAAGUAUUUUAAAACG